This is a messenger RNA of Sinocyclocheilus anshuiensis, 1878 nucleotides long. RefSeq names its product centrosomal protein 72 (gene cep72). Gene Ontology annotation, molecular function: protein binding. Lineage: Eukaryota; Metazoa; Chordata; Actinopteri; Cypriniformes; Cyprinidae. The record is from RefSeq and is a predicted model, not a curated record. The transcript is spliced from 13 exons.
UCAAAACAAUGGCGGUAGACGGUUGGACCACAACAGAGCAGUGGAUCAGAGAAAAGCUCAAGCUUCAGCACAGCUGUUUAGCGGAUGUCCGAUCGUUGACUCUUCCAGGAACAUACGAAGGGAAAAUCUGUCAUUUAGGAACAUCGCUAAAGAACUUUGUGCGUCUGAAGUCACUGGAUCUUUCACAUAAUGCGCUGCUCACAGUUCAGGGGAUUGAGCAUUUGGAAAUGCUGGAGAGACUGAAUCUGUACUACAACAGGCUGGCGUCUCUGCAGGACAUCUUUUCCCUGCACAAGCUGCAGAAUCUGAAGGAACUGGACUUGAGGCUCAAUCCUGUGGUCAGGAAACACCCGCUCUACCGUUUGUACCUGGUCCACGCAAUGACCAAACUCCGCAAGCUUGGUGCGUCAUCCGUCUACUCUCUCUCUCGCUCUCUCUCUCUCUCUCUCGCUCUCGCUAUAUAUACACACCUUGCUACUGAGUUAGGCUAACCGAGACUUGUCAUUUGCACUUAUAUAUUAAGUAGUGAGCUCCGAAUCAAAGCCAUGCAGAAGAUGAUGAAGACGCUCUCGCUUCUCGAGGAGAACGAGGAAGCUGCGCUUAAUGAUGUUUCUAGAAAGAGAGCUGAAACUCUCUCCGUCCGCUUUGAGAACGAGCGCAGCCCUCGUCUGUUCCAGGAAAAUCCUUCCGAAUCAGAUAUCAUACAUUUGAUCAAUGGACCUGAGUGCGAAAGGUCGCCAAAACAAAACAAGGAGUCUGUUCCCAAGAGCUUGGAAUAUAAAAAAGAGGCUCCUGCUGGUUCUCAGCGAGUGACGUUUGAGAGCCGGAGUCUGACUCACGCUACGGUUCGAGGAGAGAGCGUCUUUACACCUCAUCCUACAGAAAUGCGGUCCGAUUCGCACGCCCUUAAAUGGCAAAACCAGCUUCAGGACAGAGCAAAUCCAGUCCUGCAUCCUCCCAGAUUAACCUACCAGAUCACAGGAGCCUCGUCGGCAUCACAGAGAAAACGCAAACCACAAAAGGGUGCCUACAGGAAGCCCAUGGAGCUGCUCCUCAGCAUGAUGGAGGAGCUCUGGUCGGGGAAGAAGGAGAAUCAACAAAACAGGACCUUCCUCAUGAAGAUGGUCCAGAUCCUCAGCAUGAUGGAGCAGGAUGUUGUGGCAGGAGAACAGCAGAUACAAACUCUGCAAGAGAUGCUCAAAGCCUUGAAAACACGGACUGAGUUACAGGAAAAACAGCAUCGGUCUGAGACUGAAGAUCUCAAACUCCAGCUCCAGCAGGCGCAAGAGUCCAUCCAAACCCUUAAUGAACAGAUGAAGAAUGUGCUGGAGGAGAACGUGUCUUUACAGAAACAGCUGAUCAAAGCAGAAAACAAGCUGCUGUCGUCUCGGCUGAAGAAGAUGCCAGACAUGCAGGACAGAGAACAGCAGACGGUCCCUGAAGUGUUAAAUGUGAAAAGGCACACAAUUCAGGAGGGAAACGGAGCGAAUGAGCUGCAGGAGAGCUACAGGUCUUUGAUUACCAGAAAUGAGCGUUUGCUGCAGCAGCUGGAAGAGGCUCUGAUGAACUGACUGCUGCAAAUGAAGAGCGUUCCUCCAAUAGACAUCUAGGUUUCAUUUAUUAUAAAUCUGGAAUAUAAAGUUACACCUCGUAUGUAAAUGCCUUUUGUUUUAUAUACACUCUCUAAAGCAGUAUGGCUUCUGUUUAUGUCACACAUGCAUAUCUUGGAAGUUGUGCAAAUUUGCUUGCUAGGUUUGUUCAACCGGAGUACUUUUCUAUUCAGACGGACCUUAAACAGGAUUUCUGUGCAUCUUAAGAAGUCUUAAUUUGCCCUUCCACAAUUAAGGCCCUAAAAAGUCUUAAAUCAGGGCAGAAAGU